Ornithorhynchus anatinus (platypus) is the source of this 1220-nucleotide messenger RNA. RefSeq names its product Ig heavy chain Mem5. The record is from RefSeq and is a predicted model, not a curated record. Lineage: Eukaryota; Metazoa; Chordata; Mammalia; Monotremata; Ornithorhynchidae. Bases 1 to 1110 code for a protein of 369 amino acids. The transcript is spliced from 10 exons. Gene Ontology annotation, biological process: phagocytosis, recognition; B cell receptor signaling pathway; defense response to bacterium. Gene Ontology annotation, cellular component: external side of plasma membrane; blood microparticle; immunoglobulin complex, circulating. Gene Ontology annotation, molecular function: antigen binding; immunoglobulin receptor binding.
AUGAAUGUCAUCAUAAAAUUCUAUUACCCAGACCAAACCAUGGGCAAAGAAGCAAUGAUAGACAUGGAAGCAGAAAAUCAAAUCAAGCUGGCCAGCAUGUUCAUGUGGCAACAGCAGAAAGAAAACUGGGAAGGGAACCGGUCGCGGUCGGACCAGAGAGGGGCCGAGUCUCUGGUGGAGUCCGGAGGAGCUGUGACACUGGCCGGGGAGUCUCUCCAUCUCUCCUGCGCAGCCUCUGGAUUCACCUUCCAGGACUACCACAUGGGCUGGUAUCGUCAGGCUCCUGGGAAGGAGCCGGAAUGGGUCUCCCACAUUGACCCCUCUGGGAAAAACUCGCAGUUUGCAAAAGCAGUCAAGGGCCGCUUCUCCAUCUCUAGAAAAAAUGACGAAGGCCUGCUGUACCUGUUGCUGAACAGUCUGCAAGCCGGAGAUAGUGGCCGGUAUUACUGUGUGAGACUCACAGUGCCUGUCUCAGGCAGCCUCAGAGCACAGGCUGGGGUAGGGUUUUUGUUAAGUCACAUAUCACUGGGACAGGGGAAAGACAAUGUUGCAAAGCUAGCUUUCGGCAGUGGAACAGAAGUUACAGUGGAACCAAGAGUUCGAGCUGAAUCCCAGCCCACAGUCUUGGUCCUGAGGAACCAGAGUUUCGCCGCUUGCCUGGUGAAGGAUUUCUACCCCAAGGAGCUGAAGCUGACUCUGUCUGCGCCCCACCCGCCACUCACAGAGCCUAUCCAGGCCACGGCCCUCACCGCUCAGGGAACCUACAGUGCUGUCGGGAUCGGACAGUUCAGCGAGGAAGAUACGGUGACCUGCUUUGUGCGGCACAGCUCUGUGCAGAUGAAUGUGACUGAAAAGCAGGACAAAGCCCCAGCACAACCCAGUGCAGAAAAGUCCAGGCAGUCUGACCCUGCUGACCAAGAAAGAAGUUCUACAGCACAUCCCGGUUCAGAAAAUCCUAAAGAAUCUGUCCUCACCUGUUCAGAACAGAGCUUCACAGGAGACCGUGAGUGGGGCAACACGCUGUCCAUUGUCAUUCUGGCUCUCAGAGUCCUGCUCGUGAAAAGCGUCGCACUCAACCUUCUUCUGACAGUCCAGGCCUCUUGCCGCUGAGGCUGUUGGAGCUUCCUGUCUGGGACAACACCACCUGCCAUCUUUUGUUUCCACUGACUCUGAAUCAUUUCCCUCCCCUUUGUCUGGAACAAAGAUCUGUUGCUGACUCA